UCUACACAUUUUCAAACAGAAACAGCCGUUAACGGUCUUCUGCCAGAAAUCAGCAGCGGCGACGGGAGCGCGCACAAGAGCACACGAGAGCGCGCAGUGAAGCAGCAGCGGAAGCAUGGCGGAAGGAGACAAUAAAAGCGCUAAUUUAUUGGCUCAGGAGACGUCUCAGCUGGAGGAGCAGCUGCAGGGAUGGGGCGAGGUCAUUCUAGCCGGGGACCAGUUCCUGCGCUGGGAGAAGCCCUGGUUCCCCGCCGUGCUGGUGGGAGGCACCACCGUGCUCUUUCUACUGAUCUACUCUCUGGACCCGUCUGUUCUGACUGGACUGUCCUGCACCGUCAUGGUUCUGUGUCUGGCUGAUUACCUGGUGCCCACCCUUGCCCCACGCAUCUUCGGCUCCAACAAAUGGACCACUGAGCAGCAGCAGCGCUUCCAUCAGAUCUGCGGGAACCUGGUGAAGACCCAACGCCGCAUCCUGGGCUGGUGGAAACGCCUGUUUGCCCUCAAGGAGGAGAAACCCAAGAUGUACUUCCUAUCGGUGAUCAGCACUCUGGUGGUCGUGGCCUGGAUCGGGCAGCAGGUCCAUAACCUCUUCCUGACCUACCUGAUGGUGAACUUCCUGCUGCUCCUGCCCGGCCUGAACCAGCACGGCAUCAUCACCAAGUACGCCGGCAUGGUGAAGAGGGAGGUCAACAAACUGCUCAAGCAGAAGGAGAAAAAGAACGAGUGAGAAGAAAGAAAUGAUGAUGAUUGAGUAGGAUGAGUAGUUUGGAUUUGCCCCUGAAAUGCAUUUAAACAAUAACCCAGACCACUAAAGUCCCUUUAGGCGAAGCUUCAUAAAUAUAUAAAUAUAUCAAGCUCUAGAUUUAGGCUUAAACCCGAGCGUUCUCGUGAAUUCUCCUCCAUUCAGCAAUCGCUCACGUCUGCGUGUUCGUGGUGUACGAGUGCUUCAGAGCGCACGCUGCUUUAAUUCACUCUUCUUUUUUUUUUUUUAUAUAGAAAAGCGUUUGGGCUCAGAAACAUGGAUGUAGAUUUAUUUUUGUUGAUGGUUUGAGAAUGUGAGCAGAAAAUCGUACUCUGGAAUGAUUUGGAUUCUUUAUAGGGUUUGUGCGUGUUUUUGUUUUUUGUUUUUGUGAAUGUUUGAAAACUGCACUGAAACCACCGCAGGAGAAACUGGAGUGUCGUGUGUGUGUGUGUGUGUGUGUGUGUGUGUGUGUGUGUGUGUGUGUGUGUGUGUGUGUGUGUGUGUGUGUGUGUGUGUGUGUGUGUACACAUCCUGAGACCUCCCUCCCCGUGUGAGGACUGCAGAGUCGUACUGCUGUGUUUGAUUUUCUCUCUCUCUCCCCUCCUCACCUGUGUAAAUACACACCUGUCCUAUUUUCCUCCUCUGAGUCUGUGUGUUAUGUCCAUGUAAGCGUGUGUACAUGUGUGUGUGUGUGUGUAACGUUUCCCCUCCAGCCUCUGGGGGAGCCGUGACACAUCGCCGUCUGCGUUUCUUUUCAGUUUAAAACCUUAAUAAAAAAUUUAAGAAGCUCUAAA
This is a messenger RNA of Silurus meridionalis, 1536 nucleotides long. RefSeq names its product ADP-ribosylation factor-like 6 interacting protein 1 (gene arl6ip1). The record is from RefSeq and is a predicted model, not a curated record. The transcript has 6 exons. Lineage: Eukaryota; Metazoa; Chordata; Actinopteri; Siluriformes; Siluridae. The coding region runs from base 116 to 727 and encodes 203 amino acids.